Molecule: messenger RNA, 846 nt
Organism: Alosa sapidissima (American shad)
Lineage: Eukaryota; Metazoa; Chordata; Actinopteri; Clupeiformes; Clupeidae
Product: myosin-6-like
Source: RefSeq, a predicted model, not a curated record
AUGGAUCAUCCAGAUACUCAUAACAACUGUGGAAAUUUCAUCUUCUUUUGGGAGGAGAAGGGAAACGAGGGUCUCAAUGAUGCUGAGGAGAGGUGUGAGGGUCUUAUCAAAUCUAAGAUCCAGCUUGAGGCCAAGCUCAAAGAGACAACUGAGAGACUGGAGGAUGAAGAGGAAAUCAAUGCUGAGCUGACUGCCAAGAAGAGGAAGCUGGGGGAUGAGUGCUCUGAGCUCAAAAAGGACAUUGAUGAUCUGGAGCUAAUUGAGAAACAUGCCACUGAGAACAAGGUCAAGAACCUAACUGAAGAGAUGGCAUCUCAGGAUGAGUCCCUUGCUAAGCUGACAAAGGAGAAGAAAGCCCUCCAAGAGGCCCACCAGCAGACUCUUGAUGAUCUUCAAACAGAGGAAGACAAAGUUAUCACUCUGACCAAAUCAAAGACUUACAGUAGCUUGAACAGCAAGUGGAUGGUGUAAGUACACAAAUCAAUAUUUGGCAACUUCUCACACUGAAAUUUGACCAUUUACAACAUACCGGUACUCUCCAAGCUCCAUAUAGCUCCAUAUAGACCUUGAGAGAACCAAGAGAAAGCUUGAGGGUGAACUGAAGCUGGCCCAGGAGAUCAUCAUGGAUCUUGAGGAAUCUGGUGGUGCCACUGCUGCUCAAAUUGAGAUGAGCAAAAAGCGUGAGGCUGAGUUCCAGAAGUUGCAUCGUGACAUUGAAGAGUUCACCUUGCAGCAUGAAGCCACUGCUGCAGCUCACCGCAAGAAGCAGGCUGACAGCGUGGCUGAGCUGGGAGAGCAGAUUGACAACCUCCAACGUGUCAAGCAGAAGCUUGAGAAGGAGAAGAG